UGUAAACAUUCCAACUGUUUUCAAUAAAACACCUUAUUCAAAGCAUGAUACUGAUAUGUGAUUAAAAUGUGUUUGGUCAUCGGUCCAACUGGUGUUGGAAAGACUCUACUUUUAAAAAGACUUCAGAAUUUUCAUAGUGUUAAAGAAAUUGAUAAACUUGGAGAGAUCCCAUCUACUAUUCCUACAGUAGGUACAAAUCUGGUGAAUGUUCCUAUUGGUAAGAAACAAGAGACAGUUAUAAGAGAGGUUGGAGGUUGUAUGUGUCCUAUAUGGAACAGUUAUCUUAAAGAUUUAACAGCAUUGAUUUUUGUGAUAGACAUAUCUAAUACAUUGCAAAUAGCAGCCUCAUGUAUACAAUUCCUGACAGUGCUUAAUAACACUGCUGUUCAGAAUACUCCGAUAUUGCUUUUACUGAAUAAAAGUGAUCAGCCAUUAGCUUUAUCAAGAUUUGAAGUGGAAUCUCUGAUUAGAAUAGACGAUAUUAGACAGAAUACAAAACAUCAAAUUAGUAUCUUAGAAAUUAGUGCCUUUAAUGGUAAAGGAUUGACAGAAGUAAUAGAAUGGGUUCACCAGGCAUCACCUAAGAGUUGAUGAUACUUUUUCUUAGGAGGAAACUUUUAUAUUGUGACUAGAAAAAUGUUAAUGAAAUUAUGAACUCAUAUUCAAAAACCUUGUUUCACGGGUUAAUACAAAAUAGUAUUUAAAGUAUCUACAUUUGAUUUUAUGUAUCAAAGUUUUUUAUAUGUAGUUCUCUUCAAAACUUAUGUUGUAAUUUUCAAUUUUUUUGUGAACCUUUUUUAGGUUAACUCAGAAAAAGACAAUACCAGUAUUUCAAAGUUUUAUUUGGGCAUUUGAAAUAUAACUCCUCCAUUCAUAGAGUCAUUAGUACACUAUAUUGUACUUGUCUGUCUAUUUGUUAUAAUACAGUUUUUGUUUGGACAAAUAGUCUUUUAUCUUAUGACAGAUUUACACAUUUUUAUGAUAUGUUAGUAUGAUAUGAACAUGGCUACACCAUUGGAAAUGUUGAUACACACCAUUAGGAGUUAUUGUCACAGAUAUUACUUUUAGGUAUAAUUUUUGUAAUAUUUAAGAAAACAAAUUAAUAGAUUAAAUGAAUCUAAUACUAAUUUAUCAUGAGAGCAAAACAUGUGCCUACUUUCAAUGCAAUCUGCAGUGAAGUUAAAAAAAGUUUUAGUGACAUACAUAUCCUUUUUUCUAUAUCUUUCAUUUCUAGGACUGGUUGUACACAAGAGAUGUGUGGAAUCUUGACUUUCCCUGCAUAUGCACAACAUUCUAAGAAAAUGAUGAUUAUUCAUUCUAAUCCUACUAGAAUUUUCCACUGAAAUGGCCAACUAUUGGUUAGAAUAUGCACAUUUCAUGUGUGAUGAGUAUUUUAAGUGCCUUUAAUCUGAACUCAGAAUCAUUCUCGUCCUAAAUAUCCAUGAAAUAUUUGACACUGGACAUUAAACAAAAAAUUUUGCGGUUGUAUAUUGGUAUAUUGGUAUCUUGUCGUCGUCAGCGUCGUCCGAAGACAGUUGGUUUCCGGACAAUAA
Messenger RNA from Mytilus californianus (California mussel), 1553 nucleotides. Its product is annotated as ADP-ribosylation factor-like protein 16. The transcript has 5 exons. Bases 67 to 591 code for a protein of 174 amino acids. Gene Ontology annotation, molecular function: GTP binding; GTPase activity. The record is from RefSeq and is a predicted model, not a curated record. NCBI's taxonomy places the organism in Eukaryota, Metazoa, Mollusca, Bivalvia, Mytilida, Mytilidae.